AUGGCGACAAACGUCACACGCCGGUGCUUUCUAGGUGUGAACGCAAGCUCAGCGCCUUUUCUAUAUCACACGGCAACGAUUACCGCGGCGACACCUUCCCUACGACCGUUCAAUCGCCUACCCCAACGGGCGUUUUCUACACGCAGUGGCACACUAGCAACGAACGAUGCGCCAGAGGAUAAACCACCCACGAACAAAGAUAUCUCUAUUGACUUCGAGACGAAUGAGCCCCCGAAACCGCGGAGGAGUUAUCUACAAAAACGGGCAGCAUCUGUCUCCUCCGGCAGGCCAUUGGGCUCAAGGCAACCUGCGCCGAAGACAAGGACCAAGAAGAUCACCUCGCAGGAAAAAGCGACUUUCAAAAACUUAUUAGAAAAGCUGAAUGUCAAGCGCGGAGAAAAUGGCGAAACGGGUUCACAAUCAAAACCCAUGAGCCCAGAGAAACAAGCCGAGAUAUCAGAGCUCAUGUCAGUAUUCGACUCGUUACUACAGGACUCAAAUAUGAAGAAGAAUAAAGCCCGCUGUCAAAAGGAGGAACUGCCAAAAUACACCCCAACACCAGAACGACCGGCAACGGAAGAAGAAGCAACCGAAGACAAAGGCCCCCAAAGGAUCAACAUCGACGACCUGGGCUACACAGAAGCAGCAACAUCCGGCGCGGCGAUAACAAUCACAAUGAAAGAAGCAAUCGACAUGGUCGUACAGCGCGAAUCCGAACACAUCGAAUUCGCCCUCUUCCAAGCAAUCGAAGAAGGAAAAGGCGACAUGGGCGUGUGGGAAGUAUGCAAAGCACGCAUCUUCUCCAUGCUGCAGCACGUCGAAAGCCAACCAGCGCGCAACAUCCCACGGCCGGCAGGACCACUCCGCGUCCCGGCCGUCGUGCCCGUCGCACCGGUGGUAGCCACGUUAUACCCGAAGACGCUGCUGAUUGCGUUCCGUCUGUUGAACACGCAUUUCCCUGAUUCCCCGCUUAUCGGACAGUUCCGCUCGAAUAUCAAAGAGCAUGGCCGGUUGUCUGCCCUGCUUGGUGCUUCGUCUGGUCUUUAUGAUGAAAUGCUUUACUUCCAUUGGCGUGGGUGUAAGGAUCUUCCUGGUGUUGUGUCUUUGCUGCGUGAGAUGGAGGUUAUUGGGUUGACGCCGAGUAAUAAGUCGAGGGGCAUGUUGACUGCGCUUGUUAUUCGCCGCAACCGGGAUUUGGAGGCGCAUCAGAAGGCCGGGGGUGGGGAGCACCCGUUCUGGGAUUUGCCUUCUAACAAGGAGGCGUUUGAGGCGCUUACUUGUCGCGGUGGAUGGAUGGAUAAGGUCGAGGCUCGCGCUGAGGAGGAUGCUCGUCGGAGGGAAAGUCAUCGCCAUUUCCGCGGUUGA
Messenger RNA from Penicillium canescens, 1365 nucleotides. RefSeq lists its product as uncharacterized. The coding region runs from base 1 to 1365 and encodes 454 amino acids. Lineage: Eukaryota; Fungi; Ascomycota; Eurotiomycetes; Eurotiales; Aspergillaceae. The record is from RefSeq and is a predicted model, not a curated record. The transcript has a single exon. Gene Ontology annotation, cellular component: mitochondrion.